AUGACCGGAGAUUCCAACAAGGGUAAGAUAGGAGUGUUCUGGAACAUGGAUGACUGCCCAAUCCCUGAUGUUUGCAAUCCUCAUCAAUUUAAAGAGUUUGUCUUCGCAGCUCUUGAGAAUGAGGGUUAUCUUGGUUAUGUGUCAUCCUGGGCUUAUUCUGGCAAGACUAGUGUCGUGGAGAACUUGUGGGUAGACUAUAAUCGUGCCGAUAUCCGUUUAUCAAACAAAGUGUUUAGAGGAAUUAAUGGAAUGAAGCAGGACAUUCUCUUAUUUAUACUGCGCAAUACUGCACCAGCAAAUGUUUUGGUAAUCUCAAAAGACAUAGCGGAAGAUAGAGAUCUCAUGCGUACUCUUGGGAAAUUGAAGUCUAUCAAGUACAAUAUUCUCGCUAUGCAGCCUGAGCCAGUCAAAUCAGAAGCUCUACUUGCUAUCAUAAGCAAGCUUUGGCUUUGGCCAAGCCAAUUAGAUGCAGACACGGAAAGCAGCGGAGUGAUGCCUGAUUCCGAGGACUAG
Arabis nemorensis is the source of this 513-nucleotide messenger RNA. NCBI's taxonomy places the organism in Eukaryota, Viridiplantae, Streptophyta, Magnoliopsida, Brassicales, Brassicaceae. The record is from the annotation of a GenBank genome assembly.